Molecule: messenger RNA, 1111 nt
Organism: Kickxella alabastrina
Lineage: Eukaryota; Fungi; Kickxellomycota; Kickxellomycetes; Kickxellales; Kickxellaceae
Exons: 1
Coding region: 76-678 (200 amino acids)
Molecular function (GO): protein binding
Source: RefSeq, a predicted model, not a curated record
UUUCUCUUUAUUUAUUGUCCAUUUAUUUAUUCUUUGACACUCGCGAAUUCUUUGUGCUAGCACAUCUCUGUUGUCAUGAAACUCAUUAUAAACAGGUAUAAUGGACACAAGGUAAUUGUAAACCUCGCAUCGGCAAUAAAAAUCAGCAUGCUAAAACAGUUAAUCGCCGAUCGACUGGGCAUCGGCGCGAGUAACCAGCAUUUAUAUUACCAGUCGCAAGAGUUGCAAAACAACGAGUGCAUCGGGGUCAGCAAGCGCACAAAUAGAAAAAAGGCGCCAACACCAGUCACAUUGCAGUUGCUAGUUGGAUCCACCGUCAACGUACGUGCAGGUGACAUUGUAGUCGGCCUAUGGACAAGCGAUGCGUGCACAGUUGGACAAAUGAAAGAGAAAGUAUGCGCUUGGCUGGGCUACGACACAGUUGACUAUGCGGUUUUUGUCGGUCUCAAAAGGGCAAGCGACAAGGCAAAAAUUGGCGAUUGCCAGCUACUAAAUGGAGAAGAGCUGCGCUUCGAAAAGCGCUUUGUCAGUGUAUGUGGCCAGCCAAUCGUGUGGCUCCGAAAGAGAAUGGCACGGCGGGGCAACCCUAGCAGUGUUCAGCGUGUUGCUGCCGCCAUCGCAGCAGCUAAUGCUUACUCUUGUCCCACUAAUAUCGGGCAAUUGGUCACUGCAAGUUAAGCUCACGACAAAUCAAUUAGUGUGAUCCAUCCGUUAUUACUGCAGAUCACGCAGCCGAUCAGCGCGAUGUGAUGGUGAACGGGUGUUUGUUCUCACCAAAAUCCCAGGCGCACGCUGUCGCUGCCGCUGCCGCUGCCACUGCCACAGGCACUGCACCUUGCGCACGUCCCAAGCCCAUCGGUGUCGGGGAUAAGGGGGACGCAGAAAGUAUUCGAUUCAAAAAAGCAGUUAUCCAAAAAAAGGGCAAAAAAACUGUCAGCCCAAUUAAAAAAGACAACACACAGGCCCUCGUCCGAAUCAACAUCAGGACCAGCUAUGAUGACACAGAAGUGUGCGAAUAAGUAUUUGCCACCUAUUUUUUGUUUCGUCCCUAGAUCCGCAGAAAGACAGGCACAAAUGGGUAUUAAAGCUGGCACAAGGGGGGGUCUUGCUC